Molecule: messenger RNA, 534 nt
Organism: Chrysochloris asiatica (Cape golden mole)
Lineage: Eukaryota; Metazoa; Chordata; Mammalia; Afrosoricida; Chrysochloridae
Product: 1-acyl-sn-glycerol-3-phosphate acyltransferase delta-like
Exons: 4
Coding region: 1-534 (177 amino acids)
Cellular component (GO): endomembrane system; mitochondrial outer membrane
Molecular function (GO): 1-acylglycerol-3-phosphate O-acyltransferase activity
Source: RefSeq, a predicted model, not a curated record
AUGGACCUCAUUGGGUUGCUGAAGUCUCAGUUUCUGUGCCAUCUUAUCUUCUGUUACGUCUUCAUUGCCUCGGGGCUCAUAGUAAACACCAUUCAGCUCUGCACUCUGAUCCUGUGGCCACUCAACAAGCAGCUCUUCAGGAAGAUCAACUGCAGACUGUCAUACUGCAUCUCCAGCCAGUUGGUGAUGCUGCUGGAGUGGUGGUCAGGGACAGAGUGUACACUCUACACAGACCCCCGAAACUACCCCAAGUACGGGAAGGAGAGUGCCAUUGUUGUUCUAAAUCACAAGUUUGAAAUUGACUUUCUCUGUGGUUGGACCUUGGCGGAAAGAUUUGGGAUCUUAGCGGCCUCUAAAGUUCUGGCCAAGAAAGAGCUGGCCUAUGUCCCCAUUAUUGGCUGGAUGUGGUACUUCCUGGAGAUGGUCUUCUGCAAGCGCAAGUGGGAGGAGGACCGCAACACAGUCCUGAAGAGUCUGCUGAAUCUCCGCGAUUACCCCGAGAAAUUUUUUGUACAGAAGACAGAAGAGGGAUGA